This is a messenger RNA of Patiria miniata (bat star), 4220 nucleotides long. RefSeq lists its product as uncharacterized. Bases 168 to 3914 code for a protein of 1248 amino acids. NCBI's taxonomy places the organism in Eukaryota, Metazoa, Echinodermata, Asteroidea, Valvatida, Asterinidae. The record is from RefSeq and is a predicted model, not a curated record. The transcript is spliced from 15 exons.
UAGCAGGUAGGUCACGUAAAACAUCGUCUUCUUGGCAGGGACUACAUGGACUAGGACUCAACAUACAACUACAACUAUAAUAAACCGGACCACCAAAGUUUAAUUUUUACCAUAUCAUAUGCUGUUCAUAAUGCACCAGAUGUUUUCAAUAAAGGCUAUUCAGGUUGAUGUCACGGGGGCACCGGUGUGCUGAUGCAGACCCAAAAAUGAGCGCAGAGGUCAAAUGGCCCGGAUUUGUCAGCUUUGGCAGCAUGCCAUACGAUGACGUCUACCUAGAAGAUGGCAGCUCUGAAGAAGACGAAGACGAGCACGUUCUGUCAGACUCGCGCAAACCGCUCAUGUCGCCGCAGAAACAGGCCAAAGUCGCGCUGCGGCAACCGCCCCCUACUGUCGGCGUUCACCCGCUCAUCAAAAAGCGGUUCCUGCGCUGGUUCUACUUCCUUCUGACGUUCAUGUUCCUCGGUUUGACGGUCUUUGUACUGAUACGGAUUGCCAAUGAUGCCAUGCAGCAGACAGUGGGAGGUCCCACCGCCGACCCCAAACCCCCAACGACUUCUGAACACGCCUCUGAAGCUGCUCGAGAGAAAGUCAUCCUUCCAUGCUCCCGCUUUGACGUCCAGGACGUUUGGGUGCAGAACUUUCCAAAACUGAUCACGGAGACUGCGUUCCGAUUGGUCGACGUAAACAAGGAUGGAGUUUUAGAUGUUAUCAUGGGGUUUUCUACAGGCGUGACAAGCCAGUUUGCCGACCAGUAUCUGGUCUGCGAUAUCUACUUCAACGGUUCCUCGCCCUGCUUCGGGGGCCUGAUGGCCCUGGACGGGCAGACCGGUCGGCAGCUCUGGAGACACUACUCCAUGUACGAGAUAUUUGCGGUCAAUUGCAACGUGGACAUCGACAGAGACGGAGUGAAAGACUGUCUCGGUGGUGGAAGGGCGGGGAUUUUUGAACUUGUGAGCGGUGCAACGGGUCACCUCAUCUGGACAUUCCAAAACAAGGAACUUCUGGUGUCCAUCAGCAACUUCUACACACCGCAGUUCAUCCGCGACGUGGACGGGGACGGGGUGCAAGAUAUCUUGAAUAUUCAUGGCGGGGAUCCGCUCAGAAAACGAGGGCACAAAGUUUCUCAUAUAGGUAUUGUGCUCAUCGUUAGCGGAGCCAGCGGCCAUGUCAUCACAUGGAUUGAAGUUCCUGACCAGCAAGAAUCGUACUUCUCGCCUCAGGUGUACUUUCAGCACGGUGGGAGAGAGAUGGUCCUGUUUGGGUCUGGAGGGGAGACUAAGGGUGGGUCACUCUGGGUCAUCGCCAUGGCAGACCUGCUGCAAGGGGAUAACAGCAAGGUUACGCAAAUCUACAGCGACAGCUUCAAGGGCGUUAUGACCCCGCCUGCACUGGUGGACAUAACCGGUGACGGCGUCGUUGAUAUCGUCAUGGCGAUGUUCAACUCGACCGUCGUUGCCUUCGAUGGGCAAAACUACAGACAGCUGUGGAACUACUCCAUUCCUGACUCAGAGACAUACAGCUCGCCAGGGGUAGCGUACUACAACGAUGACGACGUUGCGGAUUUUAUGGUCGUGUACAACCACGGGCCAGGAUACCCAGUCUACUACUACUCACAGGUGACUAUUCUGGAUGGGCGUACCGGUCAGCCGUUGCUCACUUCCCCAGUCCAGACGGCAGGCAGUUCCCAUGUCUCCCCCCUGGCUGUCAGCAUGGAGGGCCUUGGAAACGACGCCUUCGUCUAUUUUGUCUUGGACUGUCUGGGUCACGAGGCUGAGACCAGCUCUUACAAAUUUGCUAAAGAUGAUGAAGAGGUUGGUAUUGGUCAGCUGAGUCGUUCCAAUUUCUGCAAGCAACGGUUCAACACCAGAGAUUUCUCGCGUCUACUCCUGCUCAACAGUCACAUGACGCCACCAGGAGAAGAGAUAUAUAAUUCCCUUGAUAGAGUAGCGGACGAAUAUCAGUACAAGCUCAACUCAAGUCUGCUGGCCAAGGCCUACCUGGACGAACACCCUAAAGUACUGGACAAAGUCAAGGAACUAGCCCUGGACAUCAAUCACGACCACGAGCAGACUGGAAGCCCCCAUUCAGAGGAAAGGGGGGAUCAGCAUGCAGAUGGGACAGUCCAUUCAGCGAGUAGGGGUGGUACCGAUAGCGUGGAUUCAGAUGGCAUGCAGGACUUAGAUGAAGACGAUGGGCUUGAUCAACAAGACAAACCGACAACCAACAAAUUUGCACCCAGGUUGGGGUUUGACGACGAGGGCGAAAUGCCGUUCUUCGACCCUGUGCAACCCAUCGACGAUCAACCAAAUCCACUUCCAGAACUUGUCGAUUCGUACGAACGUGAUCCACAGCAGAAGUAUCCGCAGCAGGUGAAUUCACAAGAUGUUGAUCCGUUAGAUUUUGAUCUUCCGGACCCGUACCUGCAAAAUCCUCGUCAGCCGUUUGCCGAAUCCCCGCUCGGUUCCGCGCCAGUCCCCGGGGAAGCAGAUGUGUCGGACAGUGGACUGUCCGACCAACUCUUGGGCGACCUUCUGAACAAACUUCUACAGGAAGAGCAGUUCGGCAAUCUUGAAGAUCCGCCGACGAAAAAUUGGCGUGGAGAUUCCGGUAGCAAAGGCGACCUGCCUCAGUCAUUUCCAAGGGCGGGAAAUUCCAACUGGCAGUAUCAAUCACCACAGCGCAACGAUCAAAGAAAGAAGCCUUACUUCGCCGACGUGUAUGACAAAGAUGACGAUACUGACAGAAGGGAGCAAUACGACAGAUACGACGACAAACGGGGUUACGCAGAUGAUCGGGGACCCUACAGCAGAUACGACAACGCGGACAGAGAGGAAGCCAAGGAAUUGCUGGACAGCCUGUAUGGAUCAUCUCGGGGCGAUUUCCGGUCAAAGAGAUAUUUCAGGAUGAGGCGAGAUGCGGAUGAGACGCCGAAACAAGGUCAUAAACCUCUGUCGCUUCCUGUGGAGUAUCUGAACAAAGAACUGUUCAUGAAGUACGAAAGCCGCGACGCCGAAGCAAAACUUCUAAACAAACUUCUACAGGAAAGGCAGUUCGGCAGUCCUGGAGAUGCACGGAGGAACGUGUAUGACAAAGAUGACGAUACUGACAGAAGGGAGCAGUACGACAGAUACGACGACAAACGGGGUUACGCAGAUGGUGGGGGACCCUACAGCAGAUAUGACGACAUGAGGCGAGACGCGGAUGAGACGCUGAAACGACGUCGUAAAAGUCCGUCGCUUCCCGUCGAGUAUCUGAACAAUGAACUGUUCUUGAAGUACGAGAGUCGCGAAACCGAGCCAAAGGAGCUGCCCGAUGGUGAGCAGUCGCGAUCCCAGCAAACGGCCAAUCGGGUGGGACCUCACCGACGGUCAGCCAAUCACGGACAGCGUAACGCACGCCACGCAGGACCGCACGACGCCGGCGGAGUGCAGCGGCUCAUCUCCACAGGAACCUUGGCGCCGGUCCUGCUGGGAAGAGAAGAGAUAGACGACCACAGCAUCGAUCUGAUCUUUGCCACCUACUGGUUCUAUCCGUCCGACACCGAGAUCAUACUUCCAGAGCAACAGAAAUGCAUCGAAGAAUGGAUGGCCAAGGAAGCACAACGCAUGAACCCUAAAAAUGUGUUUUAUGGUCUAGACCACGAUGCAUAUGAACACAUGGCAACUGAUAAGUGCACGGAAGGUUCCACCAGGAAGCAGAAAGAAGAGUACCUAUCACGUCUCGGCCCUCUGGACAUCUAUCCCUUCAACAUCCACACCGGUGAGAUGACCGUCUACCGGCUGCGGCUGACGUGCCGCUGUGAGGCGACGUCCGAACAUCAGCGAUGCGCUAAGGUGCUGCCGUACAGUGACCAGCGCUGGGCUGGAUACAUGGGCACGUACGGCAACAGUCACUUCCGUCCUUUUAAACGAUGAUGUCCAAAACAAAAUCACGUUAGCUCCGCCACCGCGCACGCAGGCAACGACACAGGCAUCUUUCCAGUAAGCCAAGUUGACAUAUCGCUUUAGUCAUGUGCAACCAUUUAUUUUGGAUAAACAAAACAUGCGCAGUUCUGGAAAACUCCAGCAUCACAGUCAUUACAAUUCAGACAAAUCUACUUCACUGAGCUCUUCAUAUAAAGCUAAAGCUCAAUGAAUAAACUUUAAAAUGUAUUUUUUUAAAUCUUAUACAUGUACAUCCAUCAUCUAGUAAUGGUCAAGGAGAUUACAGACAAGGAGAUU